Messenger RNA from Biomphalaria glabrata, 5488 nucleotides. RefSeq names its product nicotinamide phosphoribosyltransferase-like. The record is from RefSeq and is a predicted model, not a curated record. Gene Ontology annotation, molecular function: nicotinamide phosphoribosyltransferase activity. Gene Ontology annotation, biological process: NAD+ biosynthetic process. The coding region runs from base 83 to 1519 and encodes 478 amino acids. The transcript is spliced from 9 exons. Lineage: Eukaryota; Metazoa; Mollusca; Gastropoda; Planorbidae.
CUAAUCAUUAUACAUGCAAGUGAUUCCUGGAACCGACGCUUGUUGCUAGAGGGAAAAAAUCUGUAAACGUCAAGCUUUCAAAAUGGCUGAAAAUAGAUUUGCUGAAGCGGCUGGAACCGAUAAUUUAUUGUUGAUUACUGAUUCUUACAAAGUUACUCAUCAUUUACAAUAUCCACCCAAUACAACAACUAUUUGUUCCUAUUUUGAAAGUCGUGGAGGAAAGUUUCCAUACACAGUGUUUUUUGGGCUACAAUACAUAUUAAAGCGGUGGCUUGUGGGACCUGUUGUUACCAAAGAGAAAAUAAAAGAAGCCAAAGAUAUAUACCAUUUACAUUUUGGUCAAGAUGUGUUCAAUGAAGAAGGAUGGAAUUAUAUAGUAGAGGUUCAUAAGGGCUAUCUACCCUUGAGGAUUAAAGCUGUACCUGAGGGCUCUGUUGUGCCAACUAGAAAUGUUCUAUUUACAGUAGAAAAUACAGAUCCAAAGUGUUAUUGGCUGACUAAUUAUUUUGAGACUCUACUAGUUCAAGUUUGGUAUCCCAUGACUGUGGCAACUAACUCUCGCUGCCAGAAAGAAAUCAUUGCCAAAUAUUUGCAUGAAACUGCUGAUAAUUUAAAUCAACUGCCUUUCAAGCUCCAUGAUUUUGGCUUUAGAGGCUGUACUAGUGUUGAGGCAGCAGGUAUUGGUGGUGCUGCACAUUUAGUCAAUUUUCAAGGUACAGACACUAUUGUUGCUCUUACAACAGCUAAAAAAUAUUAUGGUUGCAAAACUGCUGGUUUUUCUAUUCCUGCAGCAGAACAUAGCACAAUAACAACCUGGGGUCCAGAAGGAGAGAAAGAAGCAUUUAAAAAUAUGUUAGAUAAGUUUCCUACUGGUCUAGUUGCCUGUGUUAGUGACAGCUAUAACAUUUGGAAUGCCUGUGAGAACAUUUGGGGUGAUCAAUUAAAAGAUGCUGUGGUUUCCCGGGGGGACAAAGGAACAUUGGUAAUUAGACCUGAUUCUGGAGAACCCAAAGAAAUUGUUGUCAAGGUACUAAAUAUCCUAGGUGAAAAAUUUGGCACAACAGUUAACUCAAAAGGUUAUAAAAUGUUACCACCUUAUGUGAGAGUGAUACAGGGUGAUGGCAUUUCCUAUGAGACACUUUCAGAGAUAUUGGAAUUUAUGAAAGAAAAUCUGUGGAGUGCUGACAUGCUAGCCUUUGGAAGUGGUGGAGCUUUGCUGCAGAGGCUGGAUAGAGACACCCAGAAAUGUGCAUUUAAGUGUAAUUAUGCAAUCAUAAAUGGCAUGGAGGUAAAUGUUUUCAAAGAUCCAAUUACAGACAGGGGUAAAAAAAGCAAAAGAGGAAAGCUAACCUUGGAGUUACAUAAUAAUGAAUAUAAAACAUUUGAAGAAGGCAGUGGGGAUCCUUCUAAAGAUCUACUGGAAGUUGUUUUUGAAAAUGGUCAUCUUGUGAAGGACUACUCUCUGUCUAGCAUUAGAAAUGCUGCUGAAAUAGAUCUAGUCAAGAACCCAAACAAGUGAUUUCUAUCCUUUCAAAAAGUAGCACAGUUGCACAAUAUUUGUUUCCAUUAAAUGUGAUGUUAGAUUCUUAUAGCAACAAAAGUUUAAUUGUUUAUUUUAUAUCUUUAUACCAAGUGAACUGUAAAUCCAUGCAAUCAACAUCCCAUACAAAAUAUUUGCAUAAAAUUCAUAUCAUUGUUAACAUUUUGGACAGAAAUUGAAAAAUAAAUUAGUUUGACAUUUUUCUCAUAUUGUUUUUGUAAACAGAUGUAAGCAUUGUGUUUAGUUUGAAUUGCACGUACAUUAAAACAAAUAAAAAGUGUUCAAUGAGUUUACUUAAUGUAAUUUGAAAUGUUUUUUACUUUUGAAUCUCUGAUACUUUCUGUAAUUUAUAAGAAAUAGAAAAAAAAUAUUUAUAUAUUCUGUUUUUAACAUGUGAGACUUGUUUUUUAGAAUUAGAAUGCAACUUUCUAUAAUCACUUCAUGAUGUAUUUAUAAAUAUAAGCAAUUAAACCUUUAAAGAAAUUUAGUUUUAAUGGUUAACAUUAAGUUUCACUGUAUUUUUACAUGCAUUUUAUAUACAUACUUUGAGAAGUAAACAUUGCUUCCCUUUUUAAUUGUAUUCUUAGGCCAGUUUCUUUCCGUCUGUCUUCUAUUUUAAAGUUUCUUUCAGUCUGUCUUCUAUUUUAAAGUAUCUUUCAGUCUUUCUUCUAUUUCAGAGUUUCUUUCAGUCUGUCUUCUAUUUCAAAGUUUCUUUCAGUCUGUCUUCUAUUUCAGAGUUUCUUUCAGUCUGUCUUCUAUUUCAGAGUUUCUUUCUAUCUUCUAUUUCAAAUUAAUGUUUUUAUUUUGUCUUCCCAAGGCAGCCAAUGUAUCCUAUUAAGUUAUUCUCUGAAAUGUUUUAUCCGAUGCCAAAGUAUAUAUUCUCUUUAAAAAAUGUAAAAACUACUAUUUGCCUCUUCAUCAGCUAUGUUUCCUCUAAUGAGUGGCUAUAAAAGGCAUGCUUUGUCUUUAUUUGUAAAAUUCAACAAAUUAUUAUAGACAUUGCAACUGUGUAGAAUGUGACAUUUUUAUCCAAUACAACUCUAUGAAUGAUGUUACUUUUUCUAAUUUUUUUGUUGUGAAUAAAUAUAAUAAAUCUUUAACUUAUUUAUUUUUUUACUUUCAAAGCCAAAUCUCUAUGAAAGUUAUUUUGUAAAAAGCAAAAAAAAUUUUUUUAAAGGCCUUUUUUUUUUUAAAAACUUAUUUUAUCAAGCCAACUUUUUUCCUCCCAAGAAAUAAAUGUGAUUGUUGAAAAAUAUUCCUAUGUUUCCUAUUAAGUUAUUCUCUGAAAUGUUUUAUCCGAUGCCAAAGUAUAUAUUCUCUUUAAAAAAUGUAAAAACUACUAUUUGCCUCUUCAUCAGCUAUGUUUCCUCUAAUGAGUGGCUAUAAAAGGCAUGCUUUGUCUUUAUUUGUAAAAUUCAACAAAUUAUUAUAGACAUUGCAACUGUGUAGAAUGUGACAUUUUUAUCCAAUACAACUCUAUGAAUGAUGUUACUUUUUCUAAUUUUUUUGUUGUGAAUAAAUAUAAUAAAUCUUUAACUUAUUUAUUUUUUUACUUUCAAAGCCAAAUCUCUAUGAAAGUUAUUUUGUAAAAAGCAAAAAAAAUUUUUUUAAAGGCCUUUUUCUUUUAAAAACUUAUUUUAUCAAGCCAACUUUUUUCCUCCCAAGAAAUAAAUGUGAUUGUUGAAAAAUAUUCCUAUGUUUAGGUCUACCAACCUAUAGCCCCCCCCCACUAUAAUUGUCUCCCCCUGAGAUUAAAACAGGUUUAAGUAAUAACAGAUAUUAUAUGUCAAAGCUCAAAGUUUUAAUAAAAGAAACAAUAUUUAGUCACUUAUUUUUCACGUCAUUCUUUGUGGUUAAAGCCAGACCAACAACAGAGCUAGAUUGUAAUCACAUUUUGGGUUAGUUUUAGGGUUAGAGGUCUUAAUUAAAUGUAUUUUUUUUAAUUUUUUUAUACAAAAUACUUAGUUGGCGACACCUCUUGUCAAUGACACUGACCUAAAUGAUUGCUUUAUAUUUAAAAGAACUUAAUCCUUCUCAAUGUUUUUUCCAUCAGCUACAAGUUUCAAUCUGUGAUUUAAGAGAACAAUCAUUGAAUGCAGACUUUCAAUUUUUUUAUUUUUUUUAUGUAUAUGACUUCCCUGUUUUUCCUUGUUGUUUCUCUGUACACUUAGAUUAUUGAAUGUUAGUUGCUUUGCUUGUUGUCUUAGAGUUAUUAUUGUAUGCCACAUCCAGACAUUAACUCUCAUAAAACUGUGAACUGAAUAAAGUAGCAGUUUUGUAAUGCAUGAAUCCAGACACUUUGGUUCACUUCAUGUUUCAGUUACCAUUGAUGAGAUUAAUUUUAAAAAUGUGUUGUUUUCUCCUUUAACUCAUUAUCAAUUCUUUCUGUACAUUUAGUGUCCAGAUCCUAUAUUGUGAUAGUAAUUAAAUAUUUUAUCAAUAUAUUUUAUAUUCAUUUGGUUCAUACUUAGCAUUUUACUUCAUGCAAUAAAACCAAAAUUUCUUUCAUACAUUAUGUGCUAUAAUUUUGUUAGUGAACCAAAAGAUAUAUUCAAAUGUUAACUUCAAGAGAAACUUCCUGGUUUGAACUGUAAAAUAUUUUAUUUUUUUUAAUUGUGUGUUUAAACAUUCCAAUUGUGUUCUGAAUGGUCUACCACCAACACAAGUAAAAUUACUUUGUAUAUUUUCAGUCCUUUCAAAUCCCUUCCAUAUAUAGAGAAUCUUCUUCCCAAUACAGUUUACAGAGAACUUCUUCCUAAUGCAGUUUAUAGAGAACUUCUUCCUAAUACAGUUUUUAGAGAACUUCUUCCUAAUACAUUUUAUAGAGAACUUCUUCUUAAUACAGUUUUUAGAGUACAUUUUAUAGAGAACUUCUUCCUAAUACAGUUUUUAGAGAACUUCUUCCUAAUACAUUUUAUAGAGAACUUCUUCCUAAUACAGUUUUAGAGUACAUUUUAUAGAGAACUUCUUCCUAAUACAGUUUUUAGAGUACAUUUUAUAGAGAACUUCUUCCUAAUACAGUUUUUAGAGAACUUCUUCCUAAUACAUUUUAUAGAGAACUUCUUCCUAAUACAGUUUUUAGAGUACAUUUUAUAGAGAACUUCUUCCUAAUACAGUUUUUAGAGAACUUCUUCUUAAUACAUUUUAUAGAGAACUUCUUCCUAAUACAGUUUUUAGAGAACUUCUUCCUAAUACAUUUUAUAGAGAACUUUUUCCUAAUACAGUUUUUAGAGUACAUUUUAUAGAGAACUUCUUCCUAAUACAGUUUUUAGAGAACUUCUUCCUAAUACAUUUUAUAGAGAACUUCUUCCUAAUACAGUUUUAGAGUACAUUUUAUAGAGAACUUCUUCCUAAUACAGUUUUUAGAGUACAUUUUAUAGAGAACUUCUUCCUAAUACAGUUUAUAGAGAACUUCUUCCUAAUACAGUUUUUAGAGAACUUCUUCCUAAUACAUUUUAUAGAGAACUUCUUCCUAAUACAGUUUUUAGAGAACUUCUUCCUAAUACAUUUUAUAGAGAACUUCUUCCUAAUACAGUUUUUAGAGUACAUUUUAUAGAGAACUUCUUCCUAAUACAGUUUUUAGAGAACUUCUUCCUAAUACAGUUUUUAGAGAACUUCUUCCUAAUGCAGUUUUUAGAGAACUUCUUCCUAAUACAGUUUUUAGAGAACUUCUUCCUAAUACAUUUUAUAGAGAACUUCUUCCUAAUACAGUUUUUAGAGAACUUCUUCCUAAUAGUUUUUAGAGAACUUCUUCCUAAUACAGUUUUUAGAGAACUUCUUCCUAAUACAGUUUUUAGACUUGGUGUCACACUGCUGUACUUUCUAAUAUUUUUACAAAUUAUCUUUUGGAAAUUUUGUAAUUUUUUUUUUUAAACAUAAAUCAUUAAAAAAAAAUUAUUUUGUUUAAUAAAGUUUUGAAUCUUUUUUAAAUAAAAAUGUUUCUUUAAA